AUGGUUACUACCUCCAUGGAUGAUGUGAUUGAGACACCGCUGACUUGUGAAAAUUGUCCGCUUUUGAUGAAUGAUAAAAUUCUCCAGAUUUAUCUUAUUUGUUUACCACAUAAGAAGGUUGAUGUGGUCUUGGGGAUGGAUUGGCUUUCAUCCAAUUCGGUGUUUAUUAGAUGUGAAGAGAAGUUAAUGAUCGUUCCAUCUAGUGAAAUUACUCCAAAGGAUGUUUUAACUACUAUCUUGGAAGGUACGGUUGGCAUGGUUAAUUUCUUAUUUGAGAAGGAAAAGUCAGUUCUCUUGGUUCUCACCAAGGAACCUGGAGAUAAUAUGAAACUUACACAAAUUCCCAUCAUUUGUGAAUUUCUAGAAGUUUUCCCUGAGGAUGUCACUUCUCCUCCUCGUAUGAGGGAAGUGGAAUUAUCUAUUGAUCUGAUACCUGGGACGGCUCCAAUCCCAAUUUUCCAUAUCAUAUGGCACCACUCGAGUUGA
Molecule: messenger RNA, 486 nt
Organism: Lathyrus oleraceus (garden pea)
Lineage: Eukaryota; Viridiplantae; Streptophyta; Magnoliopsida; Fabales; Fabaceae
Exons: 1
Coding region: 1-486 (161 amino acids)
Source: RefSeq, a predicted model, not a curated record